CAGGCGCCAUCGUCCGUUGGCUGUUGACAACACACCGGCCAAUGUUUUCUUGAAACACGUGUUCGCCAUCCCUUACCAUGGAGGAAAUCGAGGAAGCACACGUGCUACAAUCGGCCAAGAAGGAGCGUAAGAAGCGCAAGGCCCUCGGGGAUUUGCAAGCGGAAGGAGACUUUCUCAUCGCACCCUCAGACAAGGCCGGGAGCCUCAACACAUCCCAGUGGCCGCUGCUACUCAAGAACUUCGACAAGCUCAAUGUGAGGACCAACCAUUACACACCCAUGCCGCAUGGCUGCAACCCGCUCAAGCGAGAGAUCCGCGAGUACAUACGAUCAGGCUUCAUCAACUUGGACAAACCAUGCAACCCAUCAUCCCACGAAGUGGUCGCUUGGGUCAAGCGCAUACUCAAGGUGGAGAAGACAGGCCACAGUGGGACACUGGACCCCAAAGUGUCGGGCUGCCUCAUUGUGUGCAUCGAACGGACCACACGACUUGCCAAGUCCCAGCAGAGUGCGGGCAAGGAGUACGUGGCCAUCUUCAAACUGCAUCAGGACGCCCCUUCGUUUGCACACGUUGCCCAGGCAUGCGAGAAGUUGAAAGGCGCCAUGUUCCAGCGGCCGCCUCUGAUUGCAGCUGUCAAACGACAACUGCGCAUCCGCACCAUCUACGACAGCAAGCUGUUAGAGUUCGACAGCAAGCGCAACCUGGGAGUGUUGUGGAUGAGCUGUGAGGCAGGCACGUACGUGAGGACGCUCUGUGUGCACAUUGGCCUCCUGCUUGGCACAGGAGCCGUCAUGGAGGAGCUGCGGCGUGUCAGGUCGGGCAUUCAGGAUGAAAAGAGCAACAUGGUGACCAUGCACGAUGUGCUGGAUGCCCAGUGGCUGUUUGAGAACCACCGGGACGAGGACUACCUGCGACGAGUCAUCCAGCCUCUGGAACGCCUGCUGGUCAGCCACAAGCGCAUUGUCAUGAAGGACAGUGCGGUGAAUGCAGUGUGCUAUGGUGCCAAGGUGAUGCUGCCCGGAGUGCUACGCUAUGAGGACGGCAUUGAGAACAAUGAGGAAGUCGUCAUCAUUACCACCAAGGGUGAAGCCAUCUGUCUCGGUGUUGCACUGAUGUCCACAUCCACCAUUGCCACAUGUGACCAUGGCAUUGUUGCCAAGAUCAAGCGGGUCGUCAUGGAGCGGGACACCUACCCUCGCAAGUGGGGCCUUGGGCCGAACGCGCUGAAAAAGAAGCAGAUGAUCAAGGAUGGCAAGCUGGACAAGUACGGCCGUCCCAAUGAGAACACGCCCACUGGAUACGAGGAGGGAGCACCAGCGGGUAGUGGCCAUGAUAGCAGCAAGAAGCGGAAGCACAGCACAGUUGAAGAUGGCUCGGGAGAUGCACAUGCCAGUCAUGCAAAGGAGAGUGGCAGCGAAGUUGAGGAACAGACCCCCUCCAAGGCAGAGAAGAAGAAAAAGAAGAAGAAGAAGAAACACAAGAGCAGUGAUGAGUCUGAGUGAUUCCAGUACAGAGAUGCAAAAUAAAUUCCAGAGGAGGAGAA
Messenger RNA from Dermacentor andersoni, 1543 nucleotides. It is a transcript of the gene Nop60B, whose product is annotated as dyskerin pseudouridine synthase 1 Nop60B. Lineage: Eukaryota; Metazoa; Arthropoda; Arachnida; Ixodida; Ixodidae. The record is from RefSeq and is a predicted model, not a curated record. Gene Ontology annotation, molecular function: RNA binding; pseudouridine synthase activity. Gene Ontology annotation, biological process: snRNA pseudouridine synthesis; box H/ACA sno(s)RNA 3'-end processing; rRNA pseudouridine synthesis. Gene Ontology annotation, cellular component: box H/ACA snoRNP complex.